AUGCUUGCCGGUCUUUUUUAUACGCGCGCGGCAAAGCGGCAGGCAACAGAAACAAAGGAGAAGGGAGAUGAUCUGGAGGGUGAUUGUGCAACCAACGCAAAUAAAAGAGAAGUUCCAUUUUUUUUGCCGCAGCACUCCGUUGUUGCAAAUGACUUCCCUUCAGCCAGUGAUUUGGGAACUCCGGAUCCGCGUCAGAGGAGGCAUUCAGAUGAGUUUAUUUCUUCCGCAGAUAUUUUUGGGAUUGGUGAGCCCUCAGCUGUGCUCGCUGCAAACGAAAAUUACAUAAGACGACCCAUUUUAGAUGAAAAAGCCUCUUUGGAGAAAAUUAAACCGGUAUUACUUGGCUGGCUAGUGAGAAAGCGUUUGAGGAGUCUCUUAGGCCGUGCCUUGGUAGCGCAAAUUGUUGGAAUGAAAAAUUCCAAUGGUGUCGAAAAUAAAUUGGGCAGUUUAAUAGAGCAUAAAGAGUCUCAAAGAACCCAAUGUAUCUCACGUCUUGUUUCUUUUUUAGUAAACGGUGUAAUUACCAACAAGGAUGGAUAUUGGCAAAAGAAAAUUGACAAGACAUCUACAAAUGUGCCAACAGGAUCAGGGCGUCGAGCUCAAAAAAAGUCUGGAGAGGCUGGGAUAAAUCGUCAGUUAAUAAUUCAAUUGUAUUCAUCAGACGAAAACAAAAAAACUGAGGAAGAGUUACUUGGCUCUUUACAAGAGGCGGUAGGGAUGAAAAAUAUUCAUAGAGACAAACUGUUGAGAGAUAUUACACCCGUUUUUUUAUUUGAGAGAAGAUCAGCAUUUCUUCGCACUAUUUUUGCUUUAGAAGAUUUCGAGGAACGUUUUCCACAAGUUCCGCGGUUGACAGUAGGAGAUGGACAGAAUAUGCUGAGUUCUGAUCGUUCUUUCAUUUCUACGUUUGGAGGUGAAUACUUUCAGCUUAUAGACAAUGUGAAUCACAUUUGUGGUAAUUUACGUUAG
This is a messenger RNA of Trypanosoma cruzi, 969 nucleotides long. RefSeq lists its product as uncharacterized. The record is from RefSeq and is a predicted model, not a curated record. The coding region runs from base 1 to 969 and encodes 322 amino acids. NCBI's taxonomy places the organism in Eukaryota, Euglenozoa, Kinetoplastea, Trypanosomatida, Trypanosomatidae. The transcript has a single exon.